This is a messenger RNA of Lutra lutra (Eurasian river otter), 1656 nucleotides long. RefSeq names its product T-cell-specific guanine nucleotide triphosphate-binding protein 2-like. Gene Ontology annotation, cellular component: endoplasmic reticulum membrane. The transcript has 3 exons. NCBI's taxonomy places the organism in Eukaryota, Metazoa, Chordata, Mammalia, Carnivora, Mustelidae. The coding region runs from base 330 to 1634 and encodes 434 amino acids. Gene Ontology annotation, biological process: defense response; cellular response to interferon-beta. Gene Ontology annotation, molecular function: GTPase activity; GTP binding. The record is from RefSeq and is a predicted model, not a curated record.
CUACUGGCCAGAUUCCUAUGAGGGUGGAGCAGUGGGCAGAGAUUAUUUAAAUCCUUCCUGUUCCUCACAGGCAUUGUAUGUAUUUAAUCUCUGAAGUGACCACAGCAGCACACAGGACCUGUUCCAGUGCAAGGCCAGUCUGUGCAGGGGAGUGUUUCUGUUGUGGGCUACAGGGAGCACUUCAACCAGGCUCAGCAUUUCCUGUGUUAUCAGGGAACACAUUCAGAGCUCAAUUUUGACACCAGAAGUUUCCUCCCGGAGCUGGCCUGGUGAGUGAGCAAAUUGCGUACUUGCAAUGAUGAGAUACUGACUUAAAGCUUGGAGGAUUGAUGUGCAAGUCUGACUCGUUGAAGAACAUUCCACAAUCAGCCAGCAUGGAUCAGUUCCUACAUGACUUCCUGGUAGGAAAGAAUUUUCAGCAGUUGGCCACCAACUUUGUCCCUCACUAUACCACAUUAAUCAGUAAGGUAGGGGGAAUCCUCUCUCAAGAAAAUCUUGGUAGAAUUCAAGCAACCCUUAAAGAGGCCAAGCUAAAAGAUAUGGCUGACAUAAUUGAGGAAUCACUUGUGGCAGCAGAGAAUGCUCCACUGGAUGUGGCUGUGAUUGGGGAAUCUGGCACUGGGAAGUCCAGUUUCAUCAAUGCCCUGCGAGGACUUAGUUAUGAAGAGGAGGGUUCUGCAAGUGUUGGCGUUGUGGAGACUACCAAGAAGAGAACACCCUAUCAACAUCCCAAAUAUCCUAACGUGACCUUCUGGGACCUGCCUGGAACGGGAACCCCCAAUUUCCAACCACAUGAAUAUCUAGAAAGGGUGGAAUUUGCUACCUAUGACUUCUUUAUCAUUAUUUCCUCCUCUCGGUUUAGCCUCAAUGAUGCUUCGCUGGUCAAAAGUAUCAAAGAGAUAGGCAAGAAGUUCUACUUUGUUAGAACCAAGGUGGACAAUGAUUUAUAUAAUGAAGAGAAACGCAAACCCACUUCUUACAAAAGGGAGAGAGUGCUUCAGCAGAUACGAGACAACUGCCUGGCUAACCUCAGCCACAUUGGAGUGCCUGAGCCAUGCGUCUUCUUGGUCUCCAACUUUGAUCUGGAUGACUUUGAUUUCCCAACACUGGAAGAGACCCUGCUGAUGGAGCUCCCUGUUCAUAAGCGCUACACCUUUGCACUUCUGUUGCCCAAUUUGUCUGAAGCUUCCAUUGAGAUGAAGAGAGCUUUGCUCAAGGAGAAGAUCUGGCUGGAUGCCCUGAAAUCUUCUGCUUUGAGCUUCAUCCCCUUCAUGGCCUGCUUUAACUGCUUUGAUUUUCCCCAGCAGGAAAAGUGCUUGAAACAUUACCAGAGCCAUUUUGGUUUGGAUAAGAAGUCACUCAAAGGGAUUGCAGAGAAGCUCAACAUGUCUUUGGAGGAUAUCAAGAGUUUCACCAAAUCCUUGAAUUUCCAGUUCCUUGUGCAGGAUGACAACAUACCAAAUAAGGCCAUGAAAUGUGCCGAAUGUUAUUGCUCAGUAAAUGGAGGCCUGCCAUCCACCAUCUUCCAGUUUUUUAAAAUCUACUUUCUACAUUUGAAAUUCAUCAAUACAGUGGCUGAUGAUGCUAAAAUUCUCUUGAAUAAGACUUUAGAGAGCUUAAGCCUCAGAAGAUGACACAGAUGGCUCAGAAUGCCAA